This is a messenger RNA of Candoia aspera, 2870 nucleotides long. RefSeq names its product synaptotagmin like 3 (gene SYTL3). Lineage: Eukaryota; Metazoa; Chordata; Lepidosauria; Squamata; Candoiidae. The record is from RefSeq and is a predicted model, not a curated record. Gene Ontology annotation, molecular function: small GTPase binding; neurexin family protein binding. The coding region runs from base 409 to 1725 and encodes 438 amino acids. Gene Ontology annotation, cellular component: exocytic vesicle; plasma membrane. The transcript is spliced from 11 exons. Gene Ontology annotation, biological process: exocytosis; intracellular protein transport.
GUGAAACCGAGCAAUGAUGAACCACAUUUCACAGCACGUUUAUGGAUGAAUAAUUUUAUAGUCAAAAGAAUCAGGAGACAUUUAACAAAAAUAUUCCCAUACCAGUUUUCUAUCAGAAUUAUUAAUCUACUUCUUUUGUCAAUUUAAUACUACUUCCAGGAGACUGGGAGCCUGACAUUCAUUUCUUCAUAGGAGAAAGUAGAGAACUGUGAAUAAGAAGAGCAGGUAUAUUAAACAGAUGAGAUUGUGAAAAUGAAGACUUGUCUGAAAUACCUAUAUUUUUUACCACUUUUAAAAAGAACGAUGCGUUGCAAAUGCUUCACUAAUGAAUGAAGGACAUAAGACUUAUAACUCUUUUGCCUGCUGGAUGACACUGGAUUCUCUGUCUUGUGACUGUCAGAAGAGAAGAUGUCCCAGGAAUUUAACCUUAGCUUACUUAAGGGACUGGAGCAAGAAAUUGUUCUAAAUGUCCUUUGCCGUGAUGAGAUGUUGAGAAAACUGGAGGAAGAAAGAAUAAGCAAACUGAGAACCCAGUUGCAGCAACUUUGGCGCAAAGGAACAAAAAACACCAACUAUGGAUCUCAGAGAUGGACAUGUGCCCGCUGUCAGAAGUCGUUAGGAGUCCUGAUCAAUAGAGGAGCAGUAUGCAAAGGAUGCAGUCAUCAGAUAUGCUCUCGAUGUCGUAUUACUCAAAAUACCUUCCUGUGGAGAUGCACUGUCUGCUAUGCUUUUGAGGAUCUUAAAGUGAAAACAGGUGAAUGGUUCUUUGAGGAGCGAGCAAAGAAAUUUCCAGCUGAAGGUAGAUAUGAAACUGCUGGUGCAAAACUCUUGAAAUCUUAUCAGAAAUUAAGCAACAUAUCAGUGAUUCCUCCGACUCCUCCACCUUUUGCUGAAUCCACCAACAGAAUGAGUGCAUUGGAACCUAAUCAGAGUUUCCAUAAGUCUGUGGAAAACCUAUUUCUGUCUUUUACCACACAUAUGAAAAAAAUCUCAAAGUCACAGAAUGACAUGGCCAAUGAGAAAUACCUUCUCACAGCAAAUUAUGGGCAACAAAAGGAUCCUGUGAAGGAAAGGAGAAGCUUAUCUGAUACUGCUAUUGAUAUUUCAACCAGGACAGAGAAAUCUCCAAGUAUUCAACGGCUCAUCAGUAGAGAACAAAAUGACAGUAGAAUUGCUUGCAUAAAAGCAUCAAGUGAAGAGGUCAUACCCUCCAUUGUUACAAAUGACACCUUAACCUGCAGAGAUAAAAGACGUGGUAGUUUAUACAGCAUUACCAGCAUUUGCAGUGAGGUUAGUGACUUUACAAAAGCUGAUGUCCGUGGUGAAAUAGAAGUUGCCAUUAGAUACAUUUUCAAAUUUGGCAUUUUGGAAGUAUGCAUUAGUGCCUGCAAGAAUUUGGCUUACGGAGAGGAGGAAAAGAAAAAAUGCAAUCCAUAUGUCAAGACUUACUUGCUGCCUGAUAAAUCUCUUCAGAGUAAACGGAAGACUUCUGUGAAAAAGAACACGCUGAAUCCAACUUUCCAAGAAAUAUUAAAGUACAAGAUUGAAUACUCCCAGCUGGAAACCCGACAGCUUCAGAUAUCUGUCUGGCACUCUGGAAUUUUCAGACAUCAAGUAUUCCUUGGAGAAGUGGUGAUAGAUUUUGAAUCUUGGGAUUUUGGAUGUAACUCUGCUCAGGAAUUCAGCUGGUACCAAUUGAAAGCCAAAGUGGCCGGACUGAAUUAGAUUUAUAUGUGUUUAUUAUAUUUAUACAUGUUUCCCGCUUCUUCAGAUUUUAAGGAUAAAUGUGCCAUAAGGAGUUCAUUUUUUUCAAUGAUGUAGGCAUUAAGUGUUCUCAUCACUAGAAUCAUACAGUGCAGUUGGAUGCACUCCAAAGAUAAAAGAAAAAAUAUCCUGUCAUCUAUGUGAUAACACUUCAAAUAUUCAUAGAUGGCCAUUGCAUCUGCUCUCAAAUCUGGUCUGAAAACAUUCAAGGUUUAAAGAUAGCCAUCAGCUUACAUUAGAUAACAUAAUUAAAAAAUAGUCCAGAGUUUAAUGGAAUCUUCAUAUAGAAAAGGCUUGUGCCCCUGAGGGCAUAAUGUUGGAGGGCAAACAAUUGGGCAUAACUAUAACUUCCAUGCAAUACCUCUGGAUUUUUACUCAAGUACUUUGAAAAUAUUCUAUAUGAAAAGAUAGGAUCUAAAUAGAUAAAGUCAUCAGCAUUCAAAUGGGUACUGUUAAAAUCCUGGACUAGGCGGUCUUUGAUUUGAUCCAGGAAGUUAAUUCUUUUUUUCUUUGAGAAGAUAGUAAUUCUAGGUAGCCCAUCCCUCUUGUGUUUGUAUGUAUAGUGGGUUAUCAGUCACCCACCAUGCCAGUGAAUAUCAGAUGAGCAAAUGGGUAGUGGAAUAGUGUCAAUGUCCUCAAUGAGUUCUCAUGUAUUACUUUCAGUUUCUACGUCUUGGGCUGUUAAGAAUCACAACCCAGACUAAUUGACAAUAUAAGUCACAGUAGAACUAAGAACACCUAAGCAUGAAAACAAGUCAGAUAGUAAUGGUAGUAGAUGGGGAAGGCUGCAUUUCCUGAUUGUGUGGAAAAAGCACAACAACAAGACAGUUACUAUUUUGAUAUCAGUAGGAAGACAUUCCUCAAGCCAGUUGUGUUCUAAUUCUGUACAUAGAUUAACAGAAGAUGGUGGUGGCUCCCUGUAUUAUUAUUUCUUGUGAUUACUAUAAGUACGCUUAUAUGUAUGUCUCAGCCAAUUAUGUGCAUGGCUCAUCAGAAGGGGCUAAUGGCAUUUAUUAUUAUUUAUUAUUUUUUACAACCUCAUUAAAAGAAAUAGCAAAACUCUCAACUCCUUUUGCUGAGUAUUAUUCUCUUGACAUCUUUCUAUU